Molecule: messenger RNA, 2655 nt
Organism: Juglans microcarpa x Juglans regia
Lineage: Eukaryota; Viridiplantae; Streptophyta; Magnoliopsida; Fagales; Juglandaceae
Exons: 2
Coding region: 226-2604 (792 amino acids)
Source: RefSeq, a predicted model, not a curated record
AAAUUUUCAACUAAUGGUAAGAUGGAGUUCACUCUGAGCGGGCAAGAGUAGCAUCACUCUAAUUCAAAUUCUGUCUCUCUGUGCCAUUCCCUUUUACCUUUCUUCUUUGUUUCCCUUACAACUGCUCGGUCAUUAUCGUUCCCACCUUCCCUGUUGUCACUGCCAUUCAUCUACAAACACCUCUCUCCUUCUUUGGCAUGUUGGGCUGAAUUACUACAAAACAUCAUGGGUAGUUGUUUCAGCAAGAAGAGAGGAUCUUCUUCUUUUUCUCCCUCUGUUGCUGCUGUUGCUUCUGUAGCAAGGGCAGAUCCAAACAAGUCUCAUACCAAUGGUGAUACAGGAUGUGGAAAUAGUAUUACCCACGAAGUGACAGUGGACAGUAAUGAGCCAAUGAUGAAGCUGAAGAGGGACAAGACAGUGCCGGCAACACAAGAAGAUCAAAAGGUGGAAGAGGAUGAAGGCGACCUAGUGAAGGAGAUAAUCGUCGUCAAGCACCAGAAGAGCCAUGAAGAUAGAGGUAGAGGUAGAGAUUCUCGAAGCCCACCUCCUCAACAAGAUGCUCCAUUGGCACCACACGGGCUUGCCUCUACUACAGCUGCGGCUACUUGUACUGCUUCUUCAAUUGAAUCGGCAGAUGAAUCGAUGGUUGACAAGCUGGUUACACAAGCAGCAGCAGUAGGUGUUGGUGUAAGGGCAUCGAGCUGCACGAAAGAAGAGGUGGAUGCCAUUCUAAUUCGUUGCGGAAGGCUUAGCCAAAGCCCAUCCAGCAAGGCUGCUUCCUCUUCCGCUUCUUGUGACCGUAACAGAAAGUACGCGGGUUCCAAGCGGAGCUAUGACUUCGACGAAGUUGUUGCAGCUGAUGAUGAUCAAAAGAAAGCCAAUGUCAUUGAGAGCAAUGACUUGUGUGAGGAGGAUGAAAGGAGUCAACACCGACAACGUCAUCGCCAAUCAUCUAAGCCUUCUUCAUCUUCGCAAGGAAGGAGAAGGACACCCAGCAGAGAAAGAGACAGAGACCGACAACAGUGCUCGAGCAGUAGGGAGAGACGAGUGAGUCGAUCCCCUGGUAGGAGAUCAUCUGAGAACACCACUCCUGCUAGGACUACAGCAGGGAGUGCACCUGCUGGAGCCAAUGCUAUUAAGAAUGGUAAUAGGCCGGGAAAGAUAGUCUCAGUCCCUGCUACUGUUUCAUCCUUGGUGAUGGAUAAAAGCAACAAUGGUGGUGGAGGAGGAGAAUCUGCAACAGCCAGUGAUGCCAAGAGGAAAAAUGUUGGAAACGAGGCAGUGACGGCGGGUUUAAGGUAUGCUGCAUCGCCACGGUCCAAGUCUCCAGCAAGAGCAAAUGUGCACGCUAAGAUUUCCAAUAAUAAUCAGCAGCUGCAGGCGUCUCUUAGCCGCAGCUCUUCAAAGAAAGGAGAGCAAUCUCCUUACAGGAGAAACCCAUUGAGUGAGAUCGAUCCAAUCUCUCUCUCAUAUUCACAACCAAUUAACAGCAGCAGCAGCAGCAAGGUACAGAAUAAGAACAAAAAAGAAACUGAAGAACAAGGGAUUGAUGUCAAGGAUUCCACUAAUAUUCUGAAUCCGAAGCCAAAUGCUGAGAUAAAAAACAGUGCUAUCAACAACAGAACCGGUGUUGAAGGGGCUAACUACCAAACCAGCAGCAGAGGUACUCUGGACAACCAGGUUGUGACUGUAAAUUGCAUACCGAAGGAAAAGCGACAAUCGACUGUGGAAGAGGGUGAAGAACCACAACUAUCAAUGACUAGACAUGUCACCACUAAAACCGUGGUGGUCUCAGGCGCUGAAAGCCAGAACCCACAGACACCAUCAACAAGAACCAGGUCCUCUAGGAGAUUGCGAGACCUAGACCUGAAUCCGGAGACUUUGUUGAAUCCAAAUCCGUCUUAUGCUACGCUGUUGGUUGAAGACAUCCAGCAUUUCCACCAAAAGAAAACCAAUACUUCUGUUUACCUUCCACCUUGCGUCACCAAGGCCUGCUCUAUCCUGGAAGCUGUUGCUGACCUUAACUCCACUACAAGUUCUAAUUUGUCCUGUGCUUUCUCUGAGGACAGAAGAAGCCCCCCAACGCAUCAAUCUAACAGGACUGCCUACAAUUUUUCCCUGGCUGCUAGUCUUGUUGGGAACACGAUAACAGACACCAAAGAACCUUUUAUAGAAUCUGAGAUAGCGGUUGCUGACGAUGUGAUGGAGCCGAGCUUUCACAAGUAUGUAACGGUGAGGAGGGGUUGUGGGGAAGAUAUGGAGGACCAAGAGUCCUCAGGUAGCAACAGUUUUGUUAGCGAUGGUCAACAGCAUUGGGGUCUUUCUUCUUCUUCAUGGGAACCCGAGUCGGCUGAUUCUUCAACCAGCUGCUGGACUUCAAGAUUAAACAUCAGAGAGGAAGAUCAAAAGAUGCCACUGGGCUUUGAGGGGAGUGUUUUAUCUGAAUCAAGCGGCAACAUGGAUGAAGCAAGAAAGGGAUUUAGUGGGAAAAAGAGAGAUUGUGAUCGCCAGCAGAGUCGAGGGAUUGGGCGUGGCAGGCUUGGUGGCGUCACUAGUAGAGGUCUGCACUCGAUUCCUGUUGUUGCAGCUGCUGCAUCCACGUAAAUGUUAUGGAUGACUUAUCCCUUUGAUUGCAUACUUGCAACCAUUUCUCGA